UUUAUCACGACCUCUCUCUCUCUCUCUCUCUCACAUUCUUGUUUCUUAUUAUUUAUAUUUGUUUUUUCCAUGAUGGGCAUUGAACAGAAACUGUAGAAGCCUGUCGAACAGUGAAUUGUAAUAGUGGUAAAAUGAAAGAAUGAAUGGGUAUAUAUAUGUGUGGGAGUAUACAGAUAUAGAUAUAGAUAUGGUGGUGCAGCUGUGGUGAUUUGGCAUUUUCUGGUUUUUGUUCGGUGCUUGUUGGUAUUGGUUGGUUUGUUGGUUCCAUUUGAUGUUUACAUAGAGGAGCUAGCUUAGCCACUUUCGGCAAAAGAACUCACAGAGAUACAUUUACACAAAGAAAGAACGCGUUUACUGUUUAGAGACCAAACCCCAUCUUUUGUACCACUCAAUGAAUCAUUAGUCUCAUACUCAAACUCUGAAAGCGAGUGUUUUUUUAGAGCUGAGACAAAUAGUAUAUAUUUGAGUUUGGGUGAUUGGAGAAGAAACUGAAGAAGAGAGAUUGCAAAAUGAGAGUGUGCUGUCUUGGUUGGUUGAGCAUUCUUGUCAAAUGAGGUUUCCCUUUCCGAGGUGAUUUAUUUGGACACGCAGAUUAAACUGCAUGCAAUUGACGCGCAAGAUGUUUUAAAAGACCACGCAAGAAAGAGAACAAAAGAAAAAGAAAAAAGUCUUGUUUCUAAAUUUUCCCAAUUUUGAAGGAAAACUAAAAGAGAAAAAUGGAUUGUAGUAACGAGUUGGAUAUGCAAGAACCGAGCAUUGAGACGGAUAAGCUUAGUUACGAAAUCUUCUCCAUUCUCGAAAGCAAGUUUCUCUUCGGCUACGACGAUCCAAAGCUCUGGUUCCCCAAGCAAAUACCUCCCAAGCCGGAAUCUCAGACUCCGGCAGCUACCGCCGCCGUGGACUGCGUCUCCGCAGUCAAGAACCAGCGCGGCAAGAUAUGCAUUCUCGCCAUCGACGGCGGCGGCAUGCGCGGGAUUCUCGCCGGAAAAGCCCUCGCCUACCUGGAAGCCGCGCUGAAGAAGAAAUCCGGCGACCAGAACGCCACCAUCGCAGACUACUUCGACGUGGCCGCUGGCGCCGGAGUCGGCGGCAUCUUCACGGCGAUGCUCUUCUCCACCAAAGACCACCGCCGCCCGAUUUUCUCCGCCGACGACACGUGGCGGUUUCUGGCAGAGAAAGGAAACAAAUUCUACCGCGCGGGAGGCAGCGCAAGCAACCGGGGGUUGCUGAAGAGGUUACUUUCCAGUGGAGGUUCCGGCUCGGUGUCGUCGGCGACGGCGGGUUUGGAGAAAGCGGUGAAGGAAGCGUUCACGGCGGAGAAUGGUGGUGGGAGUUUGACUCUAAAGGACACUCUAAAACCGGUUCUGAUUCCGUGCUACGACUUAUCGAGUACGGCGCCGUUUUUGUUCUCACGUGCGGACGCGUUGGAAACGGAUAGCUUCGACUUCCGGUUGUGGGAGGUAUGUCGUGCCACCUCGGCCGAACCGGGUUUGUUCGAACCGGUUCAGAUGCGUUCCGUGGAUGGUCAAACAAAGUGCGUGGCCGUGGACGGAGGUUUAGCGAUGAGUAACCCAACGGGGGCGGCAAUCACGCACGUGCUGCACAACAAGCAAGAGUUUCCGUUCGUGCGAGGCGUGGAGGACCUUCUUGUUCUGUCCCUCGGAACGGGUCAACUAUUGGAGGUGAGUUACGACUUUGACCGAGUCAAACGCUGGAAGGCCAAGGAUUGGGCCAGGCCCAUGGCCCGCAUUUCCGCCGACGGCUCCUCUGACCUCGUCGACCAGGCCAUCGCCAUGGCCUUUGGUCAGUGCCGCAGCACCAAUUAUGUCCGCAUUCAGGCAAAUGGGUCAAGUAUGGGGCGAUGUGGACCCAAUGUGGAUACAGAUUCAAGUCCCGGCAAUGUGAAGAUGCUAGUAGGAAUAGCAGAAGAGAUGUUGAAGCAGGAGAAUGUAGAGUCAGUACUGUUUGGAGGAAAGAGAAUUGGGGAGCAGAGUAACUUCGAGAAACUUGACUGGUUUGCUGGAGAACUUGUUCAGGAGCAUCAGAGGAGGAGCUGCAGAAUAGCUCCCACUGUUGCUUUCAAGCAAGCAACCCCAAAAGCGACUUAGGCCAUCCAUGGCCAACAACAGUUCAAAGAAUCAACCUAAAGAAAAAGUGAAAAACCGAUAUAGUAGGAAGCAGGAGCAAGGAAAAAGAAGGGGAAAAAAAAACAAAAGAAAAAGGCAGAUAGUAUAGUAUAGCAGCUUUACUUUUCAAGAUAGACAAAGAAGGUUAGGGAGUCGAGUGAAAAGGACAAGUGGUGUAAAAAGGGUGGAAAAUUUUUGUGGGAUACUUUGCUCUCCAGAGGACAGACAUUGUGGUGUCCACACUACCUUUCUAUUAGGGUAAGAAACCAAGAAAGAAAAAGCCAAGUGUCUGAGUUGAAGCUUUUUAGGGUCAAACAUGAAUCAAGUGUGAAUUUUUUAUUUUUAAAAUGAGAAUUCAGGGUGGUUAAUUGGAUCACAUUCUUCCAUUCCAUUCUAGUUUUCUUCUUCUUAAGGAUAUUUUGUAAAUCUUUUUUUCAUAUUAAAAAAGUUUCAUCCCUGCUUCAAAGGAACUGUGGAGGUGGUGGGCUACGUUGUUAUUAUAAAUUUUAAAUAUGUGGCCACACUUGUCUCUGACCAAAGAUCGAUUGUUAUUGUUCUUAUUGUUUGUUGAAUUCUUA
Molecule: messenger RNA, 2704 nt
Organism: Glycine soja
Lineage: Eukaryota; Viridiplantae; Streptophyta; Magnoliopsida; Fabales; Fabaceae
Product: patatin-like protein 6
Exons: 4
Coding region: 717-2108 (463 amino acids)
Biological process (GO): lipid metabolic process
Source: RefSeq, a predicted model, not a curated record